AUGGCGACUGACAACACAGAACAGAUUGUUUCACAGCCGAAUGACCUCGAGCCCCAGGACACACAACAGUCCGAAACUCCACAAUUGGCUCAAACAUUAGUUGAUCUAAAUCAAACUAUGAGCCACAUGGCAAUGAUGCUGGGCGACUUAUGGCAAAAGUCUCAGGACACAAAUGUAGUGUCACUUCAACAACCAGACGUUGAAGAAUCCCAGCACAGGCGACGGGGGGGAAAAGCGGCGCUCAAAAACGUCGUCCUCGAGGUCGUCCUCAUCUUCAGAAGCUAGCUCGGGUUCUGGAAAUGAGAGUCGGGGUCGUAAACGCCGAAAGCGAAGGUCACACAGCAAAACUCGGCUUGAAAAUAGGGGCGAAACAACCGAUUAUGAGCAGGAUAAAGUGAGCGUACAUGUGCAAGACGAUGAUGAUAAUGUAUCGGUCUUACUGCAAGAUGGCGCCACAAAUGACAAAACAAAUUCAACCGAUGAAACCCUUACGAAUUUAGGGGAAAUGCUUGAAGAUGUUGAAGCUACCGGCGAUGAUAUUACCCCUAAACUGGCUACAAUAGCGGAAAACCGAUGGAAUAAAAAACUAGCGCCUGAAAAGCUAACAUUAAUUCAAGAAAAAUACAAGCGACCCGCCAAUUGCACAACAGUAUGCUCACUAACAGUAAACCCAGAAAUCUGGGCAAAACUGCCGCACUAUCAACAACGGGCGGAUUUAAAUGGCUCGAAAAUACAAGAAUCGGUUCGGAAAGCCGCCCUUAUAUCUCUGCAAACAGCUCAUUCUUUGACUAAUACAAAGUCUAACGAGCUAGAUGUGAAACAGCUCUUAACACAGCAAGUUGAUUCGUUAGCUUUAUUGGGCCACAUAAGUUAUGAGUUGGCCUGCCUUCGCAGACACAAAAUAAAAUCCGUUUUGAAACCAGAAUAUGCCCCAAUAUGUGUUGACGAUGGCACGCAAAGUAAAUAUCUGUUUGGCGAUGAUUUACCCAAACGACUAAAAGACGCCAAAGAGGCGAGCAAUGUGGGGCUAGCUGUGAAUACGAGCAAUUCAAGAAACAACAACUAUCGGGCGCCAAAAAGCUAUGACCAGCGAAAUUGGCGCCAAACACAUGGGGGGCAUUAUUACCAUGCUGGUACUUCACGGUCGGAUUUUUUCCAGCGAGGAAAAUCGAACUACAAGGGGAAAAAAGGUGCAAAAUACCAACCACCUCGCAAGAAAUAAUCGCUCACUUAAAGACAAUAAAUUCAUCUGUUUCUUCAGUAAGUAAAUGGAAAAUUUUUAUUCCUAUUUUAAAGGAUUAUUUAAAACUAUUAUGUGCCAGUUCAAAAGCUGGUCGUAUCUCAAAUCAUUUUUCUGCCUGGACAAGCAUAACAUCAGAUAAAGAGAUCUUAUCUGAUACUCGGGGCAUGACCAUUGAAUUGUCAGGAAUGCCAGCCCAACAUCGCUUUGUCCAAACAAAAUUUAACAGUGCAGAAACUGAGAUCAUUGAGACCGAAAUCAACAAAAUGUUGGGGAAAGAAAUUAUAGAACAAGUCGAACAUACAAAAGAUGAAAUUAUCUCAAACAUUUUUACAAGACCUAAAAAGGAUGGCACUCAUAGAGUGAUCAUUAAUCUAAAAGAUUUCAAUAAACAUGUAUCCUACUAUCAUUUUAAAAUGGAUUCAUUAAACACUAUAGUAAAAUUAGUCGAUAAUGAUUGUUUUAUGGCCUCAAUAGAUCUCAAAGAUGCCUAUUACUCAAUACCUAUUCGGGAAAGAGACAAAAAAUAUUUGAGAUUUUAUUGGCAUAAACAACUUUACCAGUUUACUUGCCUACCAAAUGGGUUGUCGAGCGGCCCUAGAAAAUUUACUAAGAUCCUUAAACCUGCCUUGUCAUCAUUACACAUCAAAGGACACAUUGUUUCCAGUCAUUUAGAUGAUUUCUAUUUACAGGGCAAAACCCCUGAGGAAUGUUGCUCUAAUUUAAUAGAUACAGUGACACUUUUUACACAACUGGGCCUGUUAGUCCAUCCUGAGAAGUGUAAUUUCAUCCCCUCACAAGAAAUAGUGAUUUUGGGGUUUAUAAUAAACUCAGUAAAAAUGACUGUCAAACUGACACCAGAGAAAGCACUAGCCUUAAAGUCAGAUUGUGACCUGUUUAUUAAAAAAUGUCCUGGUAAUAUUGAAAUUCGAGAAGUUGCUCAAAUUAUUGGGAAAAUAGUAUCAAGUUUUCCGGGGGUCCUGCACGGACCUCUUUACUAUCGACAUUUAGAAAGGGACAAAACCUCAGCUUUAGCUAGGAAUAAAGGUAAUUUUGAUGCUAGAAUGACCCUCUCUAAAGAAAGCAUAUUAGAGUUAAAAUGGUGGUCAAACAAAGUAAUAGAUACAUUUAAACCCAUUUCACAUGGGGAACCUUCACUAGUUAUUACAACAGAUGCUUCUCUGCAAGGUUGGGGUGCUGAGUGUCAGACUAUAGCCACUGGUGGAUUGUGGUCACAUUUUGAGGCAAACGAACACAUAAACUAUUUAGAAUUAUUAGCUACCUUUUUGGGCUUGAAGACGUUUGCAAAAACAAGACGUAACCUACAUAUAAGGCUAAUGAUAGACAAUACGUCUGCAGUCGGCAUUAUUAACAACAUGGGUACAAGCCAUUCUCCUAAAUGUAAUAUUUUAGCCCAUCAGGUCUGGAGUUGGUGUAUUGAGAGGCAAAUAUGGAUAAGUGCUGCGCAUAUACCAGGGCGAGAUAAUUUUAUUGCGGAUUUUGAAUCAAGAAGAAAUGAAAAGGCAUCGGAAUGGAUGCUAGAUAAACUACGUUUAGCCAAAGCAUUAAAAGACUUAGAUUACUCACCAAGUAUUGACCUAUUUGCCUCAAGAAUUAAUAAACAAUUUGAUACAUAUGUUUCAUACAGACCAGACCCACAGGCAUCAGCAGUAGAUGCAUUUACUCUAACAUGGAGCUCACUCAUGUUUUAUGCUUUUCCUCCUUUCAGUCUUAUUGGGACUGUUUUAAGCAAUAUCAAGGAAGACAAAGCAAGGGGGUGGUUGUGCUACCAAAAUGGCCAACACAACCUUGGUAUGCGAAAGCCCUUUCCAUGGGGGAAAAACCACCCAUACAUUUACAAGCGUCAAAAGACCUUUUAAUACUUCCCAGCCAUCCAAACGAGACACACCCAUUGUUCAAAAAACUGUCAAUGAUGAUUUGCCUCUUAUCCGGGAAAGUUUAGAGCUCCAAAAUCUGUCAGAGUCCACGAAAGAAAUUAUAAUGGCUUCUUGGCGUAAAGGCACUCAGAAACAAUCGGGCAUUGAUACAGAUAAAUUCACGUGUCACAGCACUCGGGCUGCAUCAACGUCGUGUGUCAAAGCAGUAGGACUUAAUUUUAAAACAAAUAAUGCAAUCUGCUGGCUGGUCCAAUUCCUCUACCUUUGCAAAGUUCUAUGA
Molecule: messenger RNA, 3418 nt
Organism: Paramuricea clavata
Lineage: Eukaryota; Metazoa; Cnidaria; Anthozoa; Malacalcyonacea; Plexauridae
Source: the annotation of a GenBank genome assembly